Molecule: messenger RNA, 360 nt
Organism: Struthio camelus australis
Lineage: Eukaryota; Metazoa; Chordata; Aves; Struthioniformes; Struthionidae
Source: RefSeq, a predicted model, not a curated record
AUGGGUCAUCAUAUGAGUCUCUUGAAAAACUUUGAGAAAAAUAUUGUGACAAAUGAUGUGGAAACUGUAAAGAUUCUAGAACAUAUCCUUGAGUCCUUUCUUCAUUCUGCUAGCAUUGAGUUUCUCUAGAUGUCUUUCAAAGAGAACAACUGAGAACUGUUGUCUCUUCUCCUUAGUUGUGUGGCUGAUAUUUUAAACUUAUCUAAUGAGCUUGUCGAAAGCAGUCUUACAGAUAUCAAGGAAAAGCUGCAUUUUCUUGAUUGCAUUGAAAGAGAUGUGAAAAGACUUAUUCAUCACUGCCUGCAAGUUCUUUUCCUUUCAUCCAGAGACUUUAAUGAUAAAAGAGAUUGUCUCAUAUAG